AUGCAUGAGUUACUGGAAUUCAUUAUGAUUGGAACAUCAAGUUUUACAGGGGAAAAUACAGUAGUUCUCCUGGUCCACCACCAAUUACACAGGUACAUUUUUCCAGCCCCAGAGGCUGCAGAUGCAAGUGGUUUCAUUACAGGAAGUACUUCGAGCAGUGUCUUGGAUUGGAUACCCCAAAAAGAUCCACAAGUUCAGAUCUUGAACUUUUUGGAUUCAAACGGUCUUCUUCCUCAAAGAGAUCAAUGCCAAUCUGUUGCAGAAAAUCUGUUACCACCGCAGCCAAUGACUCUCCUUGACGGGGAAGAAACAAUAAAUGUUGGCGAUCAGCUGAGCCCCACCAGAAGUGGUUUAGAGAACGACAACAGUAUUCAACUUCCUGAGUUCGGACUAGUUAUUGAUGUCAACUUGUACCCUUGGAUUGAACUUUACCCUGCAGGGAAUGAACAUUUUCCGGACCGGCAGCCAGGGGCAGGAAGAGCACUCCUCGAACUAUAUUUGUCUCAGUUUACACAAUCCAAUGUGUCGACAAGGAAUCCGUAG
Messenger RNA from Hibiscus syriacus, 543 nucleotides. RefSeq lists its product as uncharacterized. NCBI's taxonomy places the organism in Eukaryota, Viridiplantae, Streptophyta, Magnoliopsida, Malvales, Malvaceae. The coding region runs from base 1 to 543 and encodes 180 amino acids. The record is from RefSeq and is a predicted model, not a curated record. The transcript has 4 exons.